UAUAGAAGAUUGGGGCGAAUAUUCACGUGACAAUUGUUCUUAACAUGAUCAGUUAAUUUACCAGCCCCUUUACAGAGAAGCACUGCGCAAUUUCGGUCGUUGUUUGCGACGAGUAGACUCUCUUGAACUGUAUUUAUCGGACUUGUCACACUUAAACAAUGGCUGAACCUAAGAAACUCUCAUUUGUUGAAAACUUUGUUUUGAGUGGAGCUGCAGCAGUUAUAUCUAAAACAGGUGCUGCCCCUAUUGAGAGAAUAAAACUCCUUAUUCAAAAUCAAGAUGAGAUGAUUAAACAAGGAAAGCUUACUGAACCAUACAAAGGGGUUGUUGACUGCACUGUAAAAACAUUCCGAAAUGAAGGUUUAUUUCCUUUCUGGAGAGGAAAUGUUGCUAACUGUAUUCGUUACUUUCCUACUCAGGCUUUAAAUUUUGCAUUCAAAGAUAAAAUUAAAGCUAUGUUUAAGCAAAAUAAAGCUGAUGGUUAUGCAAUCAAUUUUGCAAAAAAUAUUGCAUCUGGAGGUGUUGCUGGUGCUCUUUCUUUGUGCUUUGUAUACUCUCUUGACUUUGCUCGAACCAAGUUAGCUAAUGAUACAAAAUCGUCAAAAAAAGGUGGUCAACGAGAAUACAAAGGGCUUGUUGAUGUAUAUAUUAAGACACUCAAAUCUGAUGGAAUUGUUGGAUUAUAUAGAGGAUUUGUUAUUUCCUGUGUUGGUAUCAUAGUAUACAGAGGAUGCUACUUUGGUUUCUAUGACACCUUAAAACCUCUUUUAAUGGGUGACAACAAUUCAUUUAUCCUAUCAUUUGGUUUAGGUUAUGGUGUUACUGUUACAUCUGGAUUGAUUUCAUAUCCUAUUGAUACAAUUAGAAGACGUAUGAUGAUGACAUCUGGUCAGGCUGUUAAAUAUAAAGGAUCCAUUGAUUGUACCACACAAAUUCUUAAAAAUGAAGGAUUCAUGUCCUUGAUGAAAGGUGCUGGUGCUAAUAUUCUUCGUGGUAUUGCAGGCGCUGGUGUUCUGUCCGGAUUUGAUUUUGUUCAAGCAAAAUAUCUUGGAUAUCAAUUUUCUGCCUCAGAAUAAGAAAUAGCGUCUAGGAUUUGACUAAAUUUUUUUAAUAAAUUAAACGAAUGUGAAGGUUUUAUAUCUAUUAAUUUUACAUCAAGUUAUUAGCUAGAGUUGAAACUUACAACAGUCUCUGUUGUUUUUAGAUAUGUAAAUUAUUUUUUAAGAUCUGCUUGACAUUUUUCGUCGCUUGUUAAAUGCA
Molecule: messenger RNA, 1260 nt
Organism: Hydra vulgaris (swiftwater hydra)
Lineage: Eukaryota; Metazoa; Cnidaria; Hydrozoa; Anthoathecata; Hydridae
Source: RefSeq, a predicted model, not a curated record